Messenger RNA from Larimichthys crocea (large yellow croaker), 3584 nucleotides. It is a transcript of the gene usp13, whose product is annotated as ubiquitin specific peptidase 13. Gene Ontology annotation, biological process: protein deubiquitination. Bases 259 to 2850 code for a protein of 863 amino acids. The transcript is spliced from 21 exons. The record is from RefSeq and is a predicted model, not a curated record. Gene Ontology annotation, molecular function: cysteine-type deubiquitinase activity; protein binding; zinc ion binding. Lineage: Eukaryota; Metazoa; Chordata; Actinopteri; Sciaenidae.
AGCUUUUUUAUUAUUUUUAUUUUUUUAUUUUGCAAGAAGAGAGAAAAAACAUUAGCCUUCAUGUCCUCUAUAGCUCUGCAGCCUGUGUAGCGGCCAGCCCUCCACCCCUCUGUCAUUUUAUUUUUAUGUUUUUCAGCGUCACAUCCCGCUGGCUGCAGGAAUGUAGAGACGGAGCGCUUUAAAAAUAGCAUCCUCUCCUCUGACAGCGCUGCUCUGGAGGCUCCGCAGCACUGUGGUGCGAGAAGCAGGAAUGCGAAGAUGGCUACAGACCUAGGAGAGCUGCUGGUCCCGUACAUGCCCACGAUCAGGGUGCCCAGGACUGGAGACAGGGUUUUCAAGAGCGAGUGCGCUUUUUCCUUCGACUCUCCUGAGUCAGAGGGAGGCCUGUAUGUGUGUAUGAACACAUUCCUGGGCUUUGGACGAGAACAUGUGGAGAGGCAUUAUCGCAAAACAGGACAGAGUGUUUACAUGCACCUCAAACGACAUGUCAAAGAGAAAGCGACAGGAGCUGCAGGAGGUGCCAUCCCCAGACGAAGAAAUGGAAAAGUGUUUCUAGAUUUAGAGCUUAACCGCGAUUUUAACGGAGAGGACUAUGAAUACGAAGACGAGGCCAAGCUUGUCAUUUUUCCAGACCACUUCGAGAUCCCUUUACCAAAUAUUGAGGAGUUGCCCGCUCUGGUAACCAUCGCCUGUGACGCUGUGCUCAAUGCUCCAUCAGCUUACAAAAAGCAGGAGCCUGAAUCCUGGGAGGAGGAGAUUCAGGUUUCCAGACAUGCCAGGAGCCUCAGACAGCUGGAUAACGGGGUCAGGAUCCCACCCAGUGGCUGGAAGUGUCAGAAGUGUGAGAUGAGAGAAAACCUGUGGCUGAACCUGACGGAUGGAGCAGUGCUCUGUGGGAAGUGGUUCUUUGAUGGGAGCGGAGGCAAUGGCCACGCUCUGGAGCACUACAGAGCGACCAACUACCCCCUGGCUGUCAAACUGGACACCAUCACUCCAGAUGGAGCAGAUGUCUACUCAUUUGAGGAGGAGGAAGCUGUGUUGGACCCCCACAUAUCAGACCACUUGUCACACUUUGGAAUAGACAUGCUACAGAUGCAGAAAAGAACAGAGAAUGGUCACCACACAGACAAUAACCCCCGGCCACGGGUCAGUGAAUGGGAGGUGAUCCAGGAGUCGGGAAUGAAGCUGAAGGCGGUGUUUGGUUCUGGUUACACGGGCAUCAAAAACCUGGGCAACAGCUGCUACAUCAGCACAGUGCUUCAGGUCCUCUUCAGCAUCCCAGAUUUCCAGAGGAUGUAUGUGGGUAACCUUCAGAGGAUAUUUGACUAUUCACCUCUUGACCCCAGCCAGGACUUCGCCACACAAAUGGCUAAACUGGGACACGGACUGCUCUCAGGCCAGUACGCCAAACCACCCAUGAAAUCUGAGCUCAUUGAACAGGUGAUGAAAGAAGAAUACAAGGUAUUAAACUGGCACCAGCAGAAGGGCGUCUCUCCCCGGAUGUUAAAGUCCCUGGUCAGCCAGGGACACCCCGAGUUUUCCUCCAACAGACAACAAGAUGCCCAUGAGUUCCUCCUGCACAUGAUCAACCAGGUGGAGAGGAACAGCGCUGGAUCAGAGAAUCCAAGCGACGCCUUCCGCUUCCUGGUGGAGGAGCGGAUUCAGUGCUGCCAGUCACGUCGGGUUCGUUACACUCAGCGGGUGGAUUACUGCAUCCAGCUGCCAGCCCCCAUUGAGGCGGCCACCAAUCGAGAGGAGCUUCUGGCAUACGAGGUCAAGCGGAAGGAGGCUGAGGACAACAUGCGGGCUCCACCUGAGCCGGUAAGAGCGCGGAUCCCCUUCACCGCAUGCCUGCAGGCCUUCACGGAGCCUGAAAACGUCCCUGACUUCUGGAGCUCAGCGCUGCAGGCCAAAUCAGCCGGUGUCAAAACUUCCCGUUUCGCCUCCUUCCCAGAGUAUCUGAUUUUGCAGAUCAAGAAAUUCACAUUCGGGGUCGACUGGGUGCCGAAGAAACUAGACUUGGCCAUAGAUGUUCCAGACUUUCUGGAUCUGAGCAGGAUGCGGGCCACAGGGCUGCAGGCAGGUGAAGAGGAGCUGCCCGACCUCAUGCCACCCAUCGUUCUACCUGAAGACACCAGAGAUAACUCCAUGAGCUCCAUAGACUCUCCAGAAAUAGACGAGACGGCAGUAAUGCAACUGGCAGAAAUGGGCUUUCCACUGGAGGCCUGUAGGAAGGCGGUCUACUACACAGGAAACAUGGGCCCAGAGAUGGCCUUCAACUGGAUUAUAGCCCACAUGGAGGAGCCUGACUUUGCAGAACCUCUCACUCUGCCCUCCAUGAUAGAUCCUGGUCCCUCCACCAGUGACAGCCCCAUGGGUGCCACGCCGCUAGGCAACUCGCCCCCUGAGGAGAGCAUCUCCAUCCUCACUUCAAUGGGCUUCCCCCGCGCUCACAGCAUCCAGGCACUCAAAGCCACGAACAACAACCUCGAGCGAGCACUCGACUGGAUCUUCACCCACCCUGAGGAGGAGGAGAGUGACGCCCUUUCAGACAUGGCGGACACGGAGCCCAACGACAACGCUUUCUCCAACGCCAACUCACACAGCGACUCCACGCUGUCCCCAGACAGAGACACGUCGGGCCCACGGAUCAAAGACGGACCAGGACGUUAUGAGCUCUUUGCUUUCAUCAGUCACAUGGGAGCAUCCACAAUGUCUGGACAUUAUGUCUGUCACAUCAAAAAGGAGGGAAGGUGGGUGAUCUACAACGACCACAAAGUGUGUUUGUCAGAAAGGCCUCCAAAAGACUUGGGCUACAUCUACUUUUACCAUCGACUGUCUAGCAGUUAAACUAAAGUUACCGCCCUCUCCCCCACCUCCACCAUGCAACCUUUUAAAGAACCACAGUCGUUCACCCCCGAAGACUGGCAGACAACUUUAAUAACAGCCACAGUGGAAACGAUGGAAAUAACCUCUCAGACCAGCUGCUCGCCUUAACGUGAUGUCAUUCAGUGAGCAACCAGGAACACUGGUCAGAAAGGGAAAGCAAUGUGCUUUUUUGUGCAUUUGUGUUGUGUCAUGCUUGUCAUGUAUAUUUCAGUUUUUAUGUUAAAGAAAAGACAUUUUCUUGACAGUGACGGUACAGAGGGAUGUGUGCAAUUUCCAUUUCUGGAGUACACAAAAUAAUGUCACAUAUCAAAUCUCAUUGUUCCUUCUCUAUGCCUUCAGCUAUUGUGCCAGGAUUUUCAAAGUGGUACAUUUUAUAAAUGUAUAUUAAAAUGGGAGUGCUUCACUGCCAGCCUUGAAAUGCUCUGAAACUGCAACAACAAACAAGAAAUUACUAUGCUGCUGAUGGCUUUUACGUUUUUUACAUUGAAAUGAAGAAUGUUUGUUUUUUUUAAUCCCUGAGAAAUUGAAAGGACACCAAGAAUUAAAAUAAGAGAAACUACCAACAUACUGUAUGCAAGUUUCAGACUGAAGGAGAGCACCAAGAAACUCAUGAAUAGGUGUUAACUUAGUUAAAAAUACAGCGGCUCAAACCUGCCCCAGUUUUACCUGGAGAUGACGUGCAAGAUUGUCCCUUU